Molecule: messenger RNA, 819 nt
Organism: Daldinia loculata
Lineage: Eukaryota; Fungi; Ascomycota; Sordariomycetes; Xylariales; Hypoxylaceae
Product: protein-L-isoaspartate O-methyltransferase
Exons: 1
Coding region: 1-819 (272 amino acids)
Biological process (GO): protein modification process
Cellular component (GO): cytoplasm
Molecular function (GO): protein-L-isoaspartate (D-aspartate) O-methyltransferase activity
Source: RefSeq, a predicted model, not a curated record
AUGGCCUGGCGCAGCUCCGGCGUCACCAACGCCGAGCUAGUCGAAAACCUCUGGCGCAACAAGCUCAUCACGCAGCCCCUCGCCAAAUCCGCCUUCCUCAAAGUCGAUCGCGCCCACUACGCCCCCUCGCUGCCCUACGAAGAUAGCCCCCAGCCCAUCGGCCACCAAGCCACCAUCUCCGCUCCGCACAUGCACGCCCACGCCGUCGAGACCCUGCUCCCCUUCCUACUGCCGAAAGUUGAGAGCGGUCACCAGUCUACCAAUGGCGUGGCGAGUGUCAUUGGUCAAGCCGGCCGGCCGAGGAGGGUCCUUGAUAUUGGUAGCGGAAGCGGGUACCUGACGCACGUACUCGCGGAACUAGUAGGCGAGACGGGUGUCGUAGUCGGCCUGGAACAUAUCCCCGCGCUGAAAGAUCUCGGCGAGCGCAACAUGGCCAAGUCCCCCGAGGGUAGAGCGCUGCUAGAGUCCGGGCGCGUGCGCUUCCGCGUAGGCGACGGGCGAAAGGGGUGGUCGGAGCCGAGUCCAGGAGAUGCGCAGCCAGGUGUCGGGGGUGCAGCUGCUCCGGACGUAACGAGAGAACAGGAGAAGAAAGACGAGGCGGGCGGCUGGGACGCGAUACACGUGGGUGCUGCGGCGGCGGUGCUGCACGAGGAGCUAGUGAGACAGCUGCGCAGCCCGGGGCGCAUGUUUAUACCUGUCGAGGCGGAGAGUGGCUGGGAGCAGUAUAUCUGGACCGUGGAUAAGGACGAGCACGGGAAUGUUGAGAAGAAGAAGCUGUAUGGGGUUAGGUAUGUGCCGCUUACGGAUGCGCCGAAGUGA